Anopheles aquasalis is the source of this 1394-nucleotide messenger RNA. RefSeq lists its product as uncharacterized. NCBI's taxonomy places the organism in Eukaryota, Metazoa, Arthropoda, Insecta, Diptera, Culicidae. Gene Ontology annotation, molecular function: protein binding. The record is from RefSeq and is a predicted model, not a curated record.
CGAACGCAACGCAGCUCCGUUGCUGUGUUGAAUUGACAGUAAGCAAAUAUUGUGUUCUGAGUUAGGUGGACUGUCUUUACGAUCGAGGAUAAGAAUGAGUGAAAUGUUGUCGCUAGCAUGUGAAACUACAAUCGAUUCACUUCCCGAUGAGGUUCUCUGCAUGAUUUUCGACCAUCUGAGUGUUGGGAGCGUGAAAACAGCGUCCCUUGCUUGCAGGAGGUGGCAUGAUAUCAUCUUCUUGAGCAGUUAUUCAAAGAGAUUUAUAUUAGUUAUAGAUAUAAACAUAAGUUAUUGGAAAGAACAAAAAGGCGAUUUGCUGUAUGGUUCUCUGUGGUGGGAACUGUGGAAAACUAUGAAACGUAGUCAACGGUGCUACAGAAACAUACGCUGGUAUAUGAAAGAGUAUAUAAAUAAGGAUUUUACAUCGUAUUGGAAAUUAUUCCAUCCGCAAUGCACGGAAAAUCUUUCCUCACUGGAGCUUCACUGGCCUUGGGUAUUAUAUUCUGACAUUCAAAGGUUAACCCCAGUACUAGCUGCUUCAAUAACGCAGAUGACGAAUCUACGAUUCUUAUCAUUAACCCAUGGCUCGUCGAACGAUCCACUUAUGCAUAAUUUUAUACCCAGCUCUAUGACUUCAAAUCAUGAAACUGUACUUCGCAGCUAUUCUGUGCAGCAUCUGAAAAUAAGUGAUGGCUUUAUAGUUACUCUUGAUAUGCCAGCGAUACGAUCAUUUGAAGGGCCACUGUGCGUCCUUGCUCAACCGCGUGGCUCUGUGCAACCGGCGGGAUACGCUCAUCUGAAAAACGUCGCGUUAACAGAUGGUUCAGAGUUGACAGCUGAAAACAAAUCUUUUUUCCAGCGAUUUGGGAAUUUAGUAAAAAUUGAAUGUUUUUCCGACAUUGAUCUCGAUUGGCUCUUCAGUGCCAUAUGUGAUACGUGUAGUGGGCUUAAGGAACUACAUUUUGAAUACGACAUUUCGUUUGACGAUCCAGCCACGUAAAGGCAUCUCUCCAAGCUCGUCAAUCUUCGUCGAUUAUCAUUUCAUGGGAUCGAGAUGAUCGCGAGUACUCCUUUAGAUUUGUCGACACUGACUAAAUUAGAACAUUUGAAAUUAGGAUACACUGAUUUGAAGAAAGUGAGCUUAAUCGACCUCCCUCAGUCGAUCAGAUUUCUUAGCGUUUGUAUGGGGGAGGAGAAGGAGCAAAAUAUUAUACAGACCAUUAGCGCCUGUUUGACUCAGUUGCGAAUGCUGCAUUUAGAAUAUAAUUCUAGAAGAAACACUACCAUUACUCAGCAUACACUGAAAUAUCUACAUCUGCUGAAGAAUCUAGAGGAGCUGGUGUUGGAAGAUGCGAAAUUCGAAGAAUCUGUUUUCCUUAACAUGGAAGCUCCGA